GCCGUCAUGCGGCUCCUCCUCUUACGCACAGCACGCUCGGUAUCCGGAAAGAAAUAAUCCCGUGAUGUCGCAUACCGUCCAGGCGGCUGCUGUGCUUUCUUGGCUCUUUCUUUUUUUAGCAAAAGAAACAUUUUCAGCAAGGUAUUGCUGACCGUUUCCACUCUGACUCGUGUUGAGACAUGACGUUGACAAAGUACCAAGCUGUCGCUGGAUGUGUCCUUCCGCUCGGAGCUGGACAGCGGGAUGCAGCGUCUCUGUGUGGAACUAGCUCGCUGCUGAUCCUUUAGCUUCUCCGGCCUCGGACGCUUAUUUGUGCGGACUAUUUGACAGCAGGUUCGUUAGUAAUGGCGAGAUUUCUCUUAGAGCAACGCUCCGAUUUCGUGGACUAUAACGGCGGCAAAGAGCUGAGUGACAUACUGGGAACGUUAACAAGUGAGGCUCUGUCGGACGUUCGCCUGAGCCCUGAUGAUCGUCACGUCCAUGUCAUCCUCAGGAAGCCUAAAGCCGGUCUUGUGACUUUUGACAAGUAUGAAAGAAUUCAGCUGGUUCACAACCAGAAGAGACAGAAUUUACGUUUGACGCGUUCUGUGUCCAUUGUGGAUGUUUUAUAUUUGGACCAAAAUAACAACAACAAUGUUAACAGCAGUAGAGAUACAACCACAGUGGCAGUGGUUUACGAGGAUGGGAAAGCAGAGUUCUGGAGGUUCCAGGAGUGCAGAUCAGGCUGGAGUCUCCUGCAAACAUCAGCCUUGUGUAACAGUCCUCGAGCCAGAGUGGUAUCUGUGUGCGUUUGCUCAGGUCUUAUCAUCUGGUGUGAGGAGAGGCCUCCUUCAGAGAGCUCCCCUGCUCUGAGCUCCACCAGAAACAAGCUCAGAUACUGCGUCUGCAGACGGGACUUUGAGGUGGAGGAGGGAGCCGUCAGCCUUGGAGGAGUGAAGAUCGCCCUCCACAACAAUCCCAGGUUCACUGUGGUCAGCUCAGGUGAAUAUGUGCAUCUACUACCUGACUUAAAGGUAAAGCCACAGCUGAGUGCUUCAAAGUUGUUCAUUUCCUGGUCCCCUCACCACGACUCCUUUAGGAUCAAUACCACAUGUAACAACAUUCCUCUCAAACAUCUCUCUGCUAAAGAAUCUGACUUUAGAAAGCUAGUGACAGACUCUUUAGGUUAUUUAUCGAUUCUGGAGCCGCCUGAGAUCUACGACUUCUCCCCCACAGCGUGCGGAGGCUUGCUGCUGCUGCUCAGCACGGGCUGGCUGUGUCUUCUGCAGAAAGAUGGGAUGCUGCGGCAGGUAUUCAAACUGACGGACAACUGUUUAACAAAAUAUGGUACACACACUAGCCUCUGCAUGUACCACGACACUGUGGCCAUGAUGGUGGGACAAAACCUGCAUCUCAUUGAUGUGAAAUGUGGCAGGGAGCUGGAGAAGAUGGUGCUCCAGAGAGAGGGGCUGUUGUACUUCAGUUGGGCUGAAAGGAUGACGCCUCACCUGCUGUUAGAAACUGGAAUUUAUGUGGUACUUAAGACUGACUCCAAAACUUCCAACUCCAAAGUUAAACCUGACUACAACACUGUGGAGUGUCUCCAGCCUGGAGCUCUGCUGGUGGAGGCUGUCUUUGAGGAGGCGUGUAAGUACUACCAACAGAGGAGUCUGAGCAGCACCCAGCUCACUGUGGAGACACUGAAAAAGGGAGGAAAGUUUCAGGCCCCCAUCUCUUUAGCCUCCAUCCUCAGAAACUACUUUGCCACAGGGUCAAAGCAGAAAGAAUCAGAGCUGCACCAGAACGGAGUAGGUGGAAGUACGGAAGGGCAAGACAAGCUAAUGGUCUCCCUGGAGAUGGAGCUGAAAGCUCUGGUUUCUCUGGACAAGCUGAAGGGCAAUUUGGUGCAAGAAGGUGUGAAAGAGGUGGAGGUUCUGUGUGAAACUCUGGUUGAGAAAGAAGUGGCCAGACUGUUGUCAUCCUCAGAGCUCAAUGACGAGUCUCUGCUUUACUUCAACAACAUCGUCAGGAUCUUCCCUCAGCAGGCGUGGAAGGCAGCACGGGCUGUCCUCCAGCUACACUACACUGAGGAGGGUUCACUCUCCAGCAGCGCUCCAGCAGAUGUCUGGAAAACUGUUGUCAGUCCUGCUCCAGCCUCCAGAACCCCAGACGCCCCUCGAUUAUCAAACGGUGGGCUAAAACAUCACAAGUUCAAAGAUGAACGUGUCGUCAACAGGAAAAUAAAAUCUCCGAGCUCUUUUUCACACGCGCCUCUGUCUGUGUUUGAGCUCCUGUGCCACUCAGUUUUCAACUUCCAGCCCAGUUGGCUGCCCAAGUUUCUAGAACUUGCCCAGCAGCAGCAGGGCUCAGUCGGCCUGGGUCUGAGUUUGACCACUUCUUCCUGGAGUUUCUCCAGUGUCAGAGGAGGAGAGGGCGGAGAGAAUAAUGUGCCGCUCUACAAACGAGCCCUGAGCGUCCUUUCCAGCCUGUCCUUAAGCCCAGAGCAGUAUCAAAACUUGGAGAUCGAGCUGUUGUUGGUCAGUGGGCGACCUAACGCUAUCCUGCAGGCCAUGAGGUUUCUCAUGGCAAAGCAAGAGUGGGGGCGGGUCACUCAGGUGGCCCAGAAGUUCUGCAAACAAAGUCCCUUGCUCAACAAAGAGAUUUUUACUACUCUGUUAUGUGAGGUGGCCUAUCACAGAGACCUGGAUCCAUACCUGGAUCUUUUGUGGUCUCUGUGCCCUGAGGACUUCACCGUCACUGCUAUACUUAACUUAGUGUUGAAAAGUAUUCCCUCCUCUAACACUCCCUGCUCCUCUUACUCCUCUAUCUCCACUACAACCUCCCCAUCCGCUGCUCCCUUUGCAGACUUCAGCAGCAGCCAACUGACAAUCGGGCUGUUGAAGCCGCUGCUGAGGAAAGUCCUCCAGCGGGAGACGAAGCCCAGCCAGCACUACGCUGACAUCCUCCAGUCCCCCUUGUUUCCUCCUCCAGCACCUCCUCCCCGUCGGCCCUCAGAUCAGUCCAGGGGUGUCGCAGAUGCUCACGCCGACAUUUCUGUGGGCAAUAACAACUGUGUGUCCGCUGAAGAGCUGAGCUACACAUCUGCACAAAGAUCUAAAGUGGCACAGACCACUGACCCUUUCUGCUCCACAUGAUUUAUCUUUUCUUUUUACUUUAACAUUCUCUCAUAUACCCACUCUUCCUGUAGGGCAAGAGAGGGAGAAUCAUGUGACUGUCUAAACCCCCGUCCCUGUGACUCACUUUUGGUUGAAGGAAAACUGUGAAACUAUUUUAACUAGUGUUGACAAUCGACUAAAAAACAAAACCCGACAACAACAGUAUGUAAUGCAGUCUUAUAUGUAAUUAACUGAAAAUAUAACUUAAUAAUGAAAAAGAAUACUACUGACAAUCCUACCAGUGUAAAUACAACAGCUAAUUUUAACCUGUAUAUACUGAUUUGCAGUGUUAUUUAUAUCUUAAGCUUUAACUGCACACGAACAAAGAAGAAGUGCUGCAUCGAAGUGUUAAUGAUUAGUCAAAGAGUAAUCAUAAUAUUAUAGUGUAUUGAGUAAAAGGACAAUCUGAAGUGAAGCCACUAACUCUUCUUUGUUGGUGUUUAUUGUAUCUGUGUGAAUACUUAAUAUUUGCUGACUAAAGUAGCCUGGAUCUGUUAACUGUAGCUAGGUCUGGCUGCUUUUCACCAGCUGAUGUCAAAGUGCACUCCUGCAGCAGGUCAUUCACUGUGCUCUGUCCUGAGGAACUGAAGUGACGGGAGGGGAGGAAUGGGGGCGGAGGGGGUCUAAUGUUCCAUUUGCUGUAUAAAAAAUUCAAGGUAACUUAUUUUGGGCCAAAUGUUCUCUAACUCCUGUCCUGUCGUGUCCUCUGCUCUCAGGACAUUCCUGAAUACUCAGCCACACUGACUCACAGUUGGAUUGUAAAUCGAGUUAAAUCAAAUUAAAGUGUGGGGAUGGGCUUGUUGUGACCGACACAGACGCCCUUUGCUGUUUGCAUAAUGUCAUAUACUGUAUGUUUGCCUGCCUUCAUGGGCCCCGUGAGAUGUUGUUAGAGAUGUCAGGCCCACGUGUGCCGCCCAUGUUUUUUCUCCAUGCUCUGAAACCGAUUGCACUUUUAGAUCAAAUCCAGUCAGUGUGUUUUUGUGCCAUGGUUUUGGUUCUUUCUGUUCAAAUGAAUGUUUUUUUUCCUCUUUGAUCAAGUUCUAAAAAGUGCCUCUUGUUUUCCUGCAGACUUUUUAAACACAUCUCUGUUGUCCAAGGUCAAACUUACAAGUCAUGACUGUGCAUUUUAAACACAGAAACACGAGGUUCUAGAGGCAGUCACAUACUUUUGUUUAUGUCAGAUGCUCACAAUUGUUUUCCCCAUUGAACCAUCUCAUGUUGUGUAGAAUGUGUGCUGAUAUUCUGAGGUAAAAAAAAACAAAAUGGUCUCUAAACCCUGAAAAAAGUUCAUGUUGGAUUUUAGUUGACUCGAUGACCUCUGACAACAGAGCUCUGUUGAUGAUUUGUUUCCUUCUUAAUGCUGCCCUUUGAACAGACUGUUAUUAUGAAAGCAACUUUUGUAAGUUGAGCAGGGGAAGUUUUUUAUGUUGCAACAGUCAGGUUACUGCUCACUGCAGCUGUAUUAUUGGUGCCGUGUGGUUUAUCUUCAGUGACAAUCAGUCCCGAAAAAAACUGGACAACAGCCGGGUGUUUUCACUGCUCUGCUUUUCAUUUACAAUACCGUGUUACAUUUCUGCAGCGUCUCCUCGGCCUCUGUCCUCUGGACAAAGGAGGUUCAAAAUGUUCCCUUCAUCUCUGUCUAAAUGAUGAACAACUAUUUUUACUUUAGUUAACUCAAGCUCGAUUACCUUUGAUUUUAUUUCAGUCUGUUGUGAUUUGUCACAGAGCCUUAAGCCUGUUUGCCUUAAGUUUUUUUUUAUUUCCUUUUGAAUUUUGCUGACAGUUUCACAUCUACAUUAUAACUUUGUUUACAUCGAGUGAUCCAAUAUUCAGAACAAAAACAAAUGUGUACGAGUAUUUAUAAAAGACGCUGUAUGCUAUUAAAAAAAGAACAGAAGUGUUCAGAGCCUUU
Messenger RNA from Cynoglossus semilaevis (tongue sole), 5067 nucleotides. It is a transcript of the gene hps6, whose product is annotated as HPS6 biogenesis of lysosomal organelles complex 2 subunit 3. Gene Ontology annotation, biological process: protein localization to membrane; organelle organization; lysosome localization. Gene Ontology annotation, cellular component: BLOC-2 complex; lysosomal membrane. The record is from RefSeq and is a predicted model, not a curated record. NCBI's taxonomy places the organism in Eukaryota, Metazoa, Chordata, Actinopteri, Pleuronectiformes, Cynoglossidae. The coding region runs from base 345 to 3134 and encodes 929 amino acids. The transcript has a single exon.